Anopheles arabiensis is the source of this 1620-nucleotide messenger RNA. Its product is annotated as mitochondrial import inner membrane translocase subunit TIM44. NCBI's taxonomy places the organism in Eukaryota, Metazoa, Arthropoda, Insecta, Diptera, Culicidae. Gene Ontology annotation, cellular component: mitochondrial inner membrane. The coding region runs from base 224 to 1513 and encodes 429 amino acids. Gene Ontology annotation, biological process: protein import into mitochondrial matrix. The record is from RefSeq and is a predicted model, not a curated record. The transcript is spliced from 3 exons. Gene Ontology annotation, molecular function: protein-folding chaperone binding.
GGGACUGACAUUACGUCAUACGCAUCGGCACGGUUUCUGAGGCGGACCGUGUGUUUAGCGAGGAGCACAAAGUGCACUGAAGUGCUGAAUGUGUGUGGCGUAAGACGAUGAAAAUUCAGCGAAAAGCACUGAAAGUACACGUGUGAUAAGGGUACCAGCAUCAGCAAUCAACCGACCGUCGCUUCCACCUCGAUAGAUACGGCAAUCAGCACCGUGCGUCAGAAUGCAUCAGCUUUACGCUGCUACCGGCAGGAUGGUGCCGAUGCUGCUGUCCCGCAGUGCGGCCCGAGCCGUACCGAGUUCGCUGCGUGCCUACUCGGCCCGGCGUCCCGGCUUCUUCAGCCAGGUGGUCGACAACAUCAAGCAGGAGAUGGAGAAGAACAAGGAGAUGAAGGAGAAUCUGAAAAAGUUCCGCGAGGAAGCGCAAAAGCUCGAGCAGUCAGACGCGCUGAAGGCGGCCCGGCAAAAGUUUAACACGGUCGAGUCGGAAGCGUCCAAGAGCAGCGAGGUGCUGAAGGAGAACCUGGACAAGGUGCGCGGUCGGCUGACGGAAGCGCUCGACGAGGCGUCCCGCACCGAUCUGGCCCGCAAGGCGGGCAAGCUGGGCGAGGAGCUGGGCAAAACGGCCCGCGGCAUGGGCGAAACGCUCGCCGAGAAGGGGCAGGUGAUUGGGCAGUCCGGCGCCUUCCGGGGCAUCAGCGAGACGGCCAAGGUGGUGCGGCAGGAGAUGGACAACCAGAGCAUCGAGGCGCGGGUGUACCGCAGCCCGGAGAAGCUGCGCAAGCGGGUGGAGGUGUCGCUCGCCUCCGAUCCGUCGCGGGCGGUCGAGCCGAACGCGGAAGCGACCGGGGUCGAGCUGCACAAGGACAGCAAGUUCUACCAGUCGUGGGAGGACUUCAAGAACAACAACCAGUACGUGAACAAGGUGCUCACGUGGAAGAUGAAGUACGACGAGUCGGAAAACCCGAUGAUCCGGGCGUCCCGGCUGCUGACCGACAAGGUGAGCGACAUCAUGGGCAACCUGUUCUCGAAGACGGAGCUGUCCGAGACGCUCACCGAGAUCUGCAAGAUCGAUCCGAGCUUCGACCAGAAGCAGUUCCUGCGCGACUGCGAGAACGACAUCAUCCCGAACGUGCUGGAGGCGAUCGUGCGCGGCGAGCUGGAGGUGCUGCGCGACUGGUGCUUCGAGAGCACGUACAACAUCAUCGCGACGCCGAUCGCGCAGGCGCAGAAGGCCGGCUGCCGGCUCGACUCGAAGAUACUGGACAUCGAGAACGUCGAUCUGGCGAUGGGCAAGGUGAUGGAGCAGGGCCCGGUACUGAUCGUCACGUUCCAGACGCAGCAGAUCAUGUGCGUGCGGGACGGCAAGGGCGCGGUGAUCGAGGGCGACCCGGAGAAGGUGAUGCGGUGCCACCACGUGUGGGUGCUGUGCCGCGACCCGAACGAGCUCGACCCGAAGGCGGCCUGGCGGUUAAUGGAGAUGUCCGCCAACAGCACGGAACAGUUUGUGUAGGAGAGCAAGCGAGCGAGAACGAGAGCCCUGUAAAGUCAUCCCCCGUUUCCCCUCCCCCCAUAAUGACUCGAGUCGCUAGUGUGAAUGUGUGCGUGUGCAAAGGGGCG